AUGGACAUUUGGCACCCGACGGGACUGGGCCACCGGUCGAUGCCUGCGCUAUGGAGCGCAGGGCAACGGGGCCAAGGGCCUGAAUACUCCUUGGGCGACGUGCGCCAAGUGCCCAAGAGCGUGCAGGUGUUCAACGCGUGUUUGUACGACAAAGCACGGGGACGCAGCGGCCUCGGCCUCGUCUCGCCGGGCACCGCCGAGGGCACCGAAGCGCAGUCCAAGGCGAGUCUGCGAUCCUACGCAAGCACACGGCUCGAGAAGCAGAAACUCACGCACGACAUUAUCGAGGAGACGACCGAUAUCAACCGCCUGCUUUCCGAGGCUCAGAUGGCCUUUUCGGCACACCAGUACACACUCGCCGCGGUUCUGUAUCGCCGCGCGUCGAACCUGGGCAGUGCGUACGCAUGCGCUUUUCUUUCGAAGCUGUUUGGCUUCGGCGUCGUGCGUGCGAAUCAGUCCGUGUUUCUUUUUGAGCGCGAUACGCGCCGCGGCGUGGCAUGGGGGCUCGUCGCCUUGCAGCGCAUCCCUGAGCAGCUCAAGGAGAUGGACGCGCAGAGCGCAGAGUAUGCGGCACACUGGUCACUACUCAACCAGGCACUGACACUCCUCUGCACCCUCCUCUGUUCACAGGAAAUGUGCCAGUCCAUGACGACGGAAGAGUCGCACGCGGACAUCUCUAUGCCUUUGCUCCUCCUCUUUCCGCGUUCGUGCGAGGUGUGGAACGCGCGCACGGCCGGCGACGACACACUCCAGGCGGAAGGCGAGCGUCGCUCCGUAUGGAUUGCGAUGCAGGAAGCUAUGGAGCACGCCCAGGAACUCUUUGCGGACGAACUCCGCUCGGACGAGCCGACCGAUACCGCGACGCUCGAGGCAAACAAGGCACUUGCACAAGUGCACAUCGCAUUCUUGCACGCGUUCCUUACCAUGCGCACGGCGUUCCUGAAUAAGUCGUCCGCUGCCGUCGAGGCGACCUACAAGGACUGGUCGCACUACCUUGUCGAGAGCAGAAAGGUGCCAGACUCGCUCAACCUGACGCGCUAUCGCCGCGUCGCAUCCGAGGGCCAGCAGUGGGCGGCGCCGGACGAAGACAAAAAGAUUAAGGCAGUCGUGAGCGACGCCGAAUUGUCUGCGUUGUGCAAGCGCAUUUCAGGCAUUUUCCCUUUUGCCCCGGACGCCGCUAAGCGGCGCCAGGCCGCCGGGCCGGCUCUGCAGGACCUCAGCAACAUGCUCAGGCAGCCUAAUGUGCCUGCGUCGCAGAACCCGCGCAAGAACCGCACGACAUCGUCGUCGAGUCGCUACCCGACGCGAGGAGCCGCGGGGCCCGCGCUGCUCUCGCGCGCGACCAUUGCACCGGUGAUGCCUGUGCCGUCGCAAGAAGCCAUCACCGUGCAGAAUCAGAAGGGGUACGCUGGCAUCACAUCGACCAGGCUGCGCUCCAUGUCGGGCGUGCAGAAGGACCAGCGGACGAUGUCGGGCGAGAAUGCGCGUCGCGAGCGCCGUCCAUCGACCGCGUCGAUCGCAGAGCCUCCGUCGUAUCUCGCGCGCAUGAAUGACGAAGUGCCUUCGUUCGGCCGCCCCCGCACGUCGAGUAUCGUUUCGGUUUCGCCCUCGCUUAUGUUCCCGUCGAAAGGCGGCGACUCCAGCGCUGUGCUCUGCGAUGAGCCCGCGAUGAUGUCGCAAACUGAGUCAAGCGCGAAUCCACCAGCGACCGGUACGGCACAAGGCAGCAAUUUCCAGAACUUGCGUGCGCGCCUGCAGCGCCAGGCGUCCUCCGCGUCGAUCUCGGCCGCGAGCCUGGCGUAG
Malassezia japonica is the source of this 1803-nucleotide messenger RNA. Its product is annotated as S-adenosylmethionine transporter. The transcript has a single exon. The record is from RefSeq and is a predicted model, not a curated record. Lineage: Eukaryota; Fungi; Basidiomycota; Malasseziomycetes; Malasseziales; Malasseziaceae. Bases 1 to 1803 code for a protein of 600 amino acids.